AUGUCAAAUCCUUCAAAUGAGGAGAUUUUAUUGAACGAAAAUGACGACCAGAUUGACUCCCUUCAGAUGAAAACUCAAGCUCUCAGAAAAGCUUCUAAAAUACUUGGCAACAAAGUCGUCGACAGUUCGAAAGAAGCGGACGCCACCUCAAUUGAGAUGGAGGGGUUAGUGUCCAUGACAAAUCAUAGCAUUGAUGGUGUGAGUCGGAUUGUUGGUGCAAAAGUGACAUACAGGCACUGUUUUUUCCUUAUUUGUGGCAUUGUUGUCCUUCUCUUGAUAUUGUAUGGUGUCUUAUUCAAAAUGGAUUGGGGAACAAAGCCACAAAUCACUCCUCAAGACCAACAGUAG
Entamoeba invadens IP1 is the source of this 348-nucleotide messenger RNA. RefSeq lists its product as hypothetical. NCBI's taxonomy places the organism in Eukaryota, Evosea, Mastigamoebida, Endamoebidae. The transcript is spliced from 2 exons. The coding region runs from base 1 to 348 and encodes 115 amino acids. The record is from RefSeq and is a predicted model, not a curated record.